This is a messenger RNA of Ilex paraguariensis (yerba mate), 1097 nucleotides long. NCBI's taxonomy places the organism in Eukaryota, Viridiplantae, Streptophyta, Magnoliopsida, Aquifoliales, Aquifoliaceae. The record is from the annotation of a GenBank genome assembly.
AUGGUUUUCUUACCUUUGCAGAUAUGGACUCCACAUGUUGUUACCAUGUGGGAGGCCUUCUUGACAGUGCUGCAAUUUGGGUUGUUGCUGAUACAUGCAUAUGCUCAAGACAAGCGUUGGCCCUACUUCUCCCUUCCUCUAGCAAGAACUGAGAGGCCAGAUGACUGGGUGCCAGCAGAGGCUGCUUCAUGCGGACAUGACAACAGGGUUCAUAAUGAUUACUCUGAGAUACUUCAAGUUGAUGAAGAUGAAGAUGAAAACAUUGUCGAUAUUUUCUCCAUCCAUUCAAAAAUUGGGGCAGGUACUGUUUAUCAAAAUUUUCCUGGUAGUGAUGUAGCUGAAUGCUCCAACAAAGAUGUCAACAAAAAGAUCACUUUUGAAGAAUUUCAUGUGCUCACAAUUUGGAAGCAGCAAUUUCUAGAUGCGUUCAUGUUGGAAAAGACAGAAUCAAGAAAAUUCAACAGUAUUUACCUGCAGUUUGCACUAGCUUUCUGGGAGUUACUCCUUGCACCAUGGAGACUUCUGUUUGCUUUUGUGCCUCCCUAUCAGAUUGCUCAUGGGUGGAUUGCCUUCGUUUGCUCUCUCCUUUUCAUAAGUGGGAUAGCUUACAUUGUAACAAUGCUCACAGAUCUGAUAAGCUGUGUCACAGGAAUAAAUUCUUAUGUCAUAGCAUUUUCGGCAUUGGCCAGUGGUACCUCGUGGCCGGAUUUAGUGGCAAGUAAGAUUGCUGCGGAACGUCAGAUAACAGCAGAUUCCGCCAUUGCAAACAUCACUUGCAGCAAUUCAGUGAACAUAUAUGUGGGAAUUGGCAUUCCAUGGUUGAUCGACACAUUAUACAACUUUAUUGCAUAUAAAGAACCACUGAGGAUAGAGAAUGCUGAAGGGCUCGGUUUCUCUUUGCUUGUUUUCUUCUCUACUUCUGUAGGCUGUAUUUCUGUUCUGGUACUUCGACGUCUUACAUUAGGCGCGGAGCUUGGAGGGCCAAGACUUUGGGCCUGGGUUACAUCUGUGUACUUUAUGUUGCUUUGGCUUAUUUUUGUUGUAUUGUCCUCCCUCCGAUUUUCUGGCAUCAUAUGAGAGUUCCCCCCCCCCCCCCC